Molecule: messenger RNA, 1349 nt
Organism: Trifolium pratense (red clover)
Lineage: Eukaryota; Viridiplantae; Streptophyta; Magnoliopsida; Fabales; Fabaceae
Product: protein ABHD11
Exons: 5
Coding region: 155-1141 (328 amino acids)
Source: RefSeq, a predicted model, not a curated record
AAGGCGCCAGAUUUAGGCUCUGGUCCGAAAGGGCGUGGGUUCAAAUCCCACAGCUGUCAAAUUUUAUUUUUAUUUUUUAAAUUGCUGCUUUUAUAGCAAAAAUAAAAGCCCCAGAAAAACUGAAACCGAAAAGAGUAAAGCAGAGAAAAAAAAAAUGGCGGCAUAUCUGAGAAACAGAAACAAUUCCCACUUGUUUCUCCUAACUCGUUUUCUCAACUCAGCGAGUUUCCUUCGUCCGAGAUGGAUUGAAACCAUAGCAUACGAAGAAGCACGUUCUCACCCAGACAAACCUUACACUUCCACAGCCGUAAUCAUCCAUGGUUUUUUGGGAUCCAACAGAAACUGGAGAUCUUUCUCUCGCAAUCUCUUGGCAUCUCUCUCCAAUUCCUCUCCAUCUUCAAAUUGGAGGACAGUGUCGAUGGAUAUGAGGAAUCAUGGGAAAUCAUCGGAGAAGAAACUGGAUCCGCCUCAUGAUUUGAAUAAUACGGCGAAAGAUUUGGAUAAUUUGGUUAAGGCUGAAGGUUGGUCUUGGCCUGAGGUUGUUAUUGGACACUCUAUGGGUGGAAAGGUGGCUCUACAAUUUGCUCAUAGUUGUAGAAAUGGUGAAUAUGGUGAUUCUGCAAAAUGGCCAAAACAGCUUUGGGUAUUGGAUUCUGUCCCGGGAGAAGUGAACAUUGGAAACAGAAGUGAUGAAGUCCGCGAUGUUUUAACCACUUUGGAAAGUUUACCGUCACAAAUCCCAUCUCGAAAGUGGCUUGUAAGUCAUCUGAUGGGACUUGGUUACUCUAAGACAUUGGCAGAUUGGAUAGGCACAAACCUGAAGAAAGUUGGUGAUCACGAGACAUGGAUAUUUGAUCUUCAAAGUGCCAAGGAGAUGUUCCAUUCUUACUGGGAAAAGUCCUAUUGGGAUCUAUUGGAGAACCCUCCACAAGGUAUGGAAAUAGUAAUUGUCCGUGCCGAAAAGAGUGAUAGAUGGGACGAAGAGGCUAUUGAGCGGAUCCAGAAACUAGCUAGUCAAGGAGGAACUGAUUCUGUUGGAAAGGUUUCUUUCUGUGUUCUUCCAAAUGCUGGCCAUUGGGUUCAUGUGGACAAUCCAAAAGGACUUCUUGAGAUUGUGGCUUCCAAGAUGGCAUCCCUUUAGUUCCUGUUUUAUUCGAACUAUUGGGGUAUCCAUCAUUGAAAAUUCUUAACAAUGAGCAGAUGAGGUUGGUCAGUGAUAACAUAUUAUUUAUAGUAGUAUAAAUUUAUUGGCUACCAAAACAAUUAUAAUCAAUUCAUUGUACACUCUAAUUUAUCACUUAUACCCCACUCAUAAUUGAAUAAAUAUCCAGAAAAAUUCAUGUUUGUCA